This is a messenger RNA of Paralichthys olivaceus (Japanese flounder), 973 nucleotides long. RefSeq names its product small integral membrane protein 7 (gene smim7). Lineage: Eukaryota; Metazoa; Chordata; Actinopteri; Pleuronectiformes; Paralichthyidae. The record is from RefSeq and is a predicted model, not a curated record.
GGACACUGGCAGCUCAUUGGUCACAUUCCUGAUGACGUGGCUGAAUGCGGAAGAGAGGCGUCUCUGUGAUGUGACGGGAACAAGAUGAUCGCGGAUCUGUUGAUAUUCGGGACUUUACUGGUGAAUGCAGGGGCCGUGCUGAACUUCAAACUCAAAAGGAAGGAGGCCCAGGGAUUUGGAGAUGACUCCAGAGCGCCAACAACAGGUGACAACAUCAGAGAGUUCCUGCUCAGCCUGCGAUACUUUCGGAUCUUCAUUGCUCUCUGGAACAUCUUCAUCAUGUUCUGCAUGAUCCUAUUAUUUGGAUCAUGAUCGACAUUUGCAUGGACCAGAAUCCCUCCUGUUUUUCAAGAUGGAUCCUCUGAACUACUUCUUUAUAGAACCUCUCUGUUACUUUGGCCAUUCUAAACUAUAAGUAUACUCCAUUUUCUUUUCCACCUCUAAUUCAAAAUAUACUUCUGGUCUCGCUGUACAGGAAUUUAUGAAUCGCUGUAUUUAUUUUGUCUGAUAGAGGUUUUCACAUUUAUACUUUUCUGUAAACUGUAAUUAUAUGAAUAACCCUGCCCUCUGCUGGACAUGUGUCAUCAUGUGCCCUUGUGCUUCGGCACAGAAAAUGAGUUUUCUUCAGCAUUACAUAUAUAAAAAAAAAAAACAGAUCAACAAGUUAGUAAAUGAUGCACAGCCUUUGUUAACAGGAUAUACUUUUCUGUGGCUUGUUAGCUGACUGUCAUCAUUUAAGGAUCUCGUUCUGUCCUAAAAGAUAAUCACAAACGUACCAUGGUCCUUUUUUCUGCAAGAAUACGAUAUGAUAAGAUGUAUAAACAACUCAAAACCCCCCUGUUGUUAUGUGCAGCCUCUCAGAUAGAAACUGUCUUUUCCUUCGGUCUGGAGCACCUGUGCUGUAAGUGAACGAAUAUGCACUUUGACGUAAAUGUGUCCUUAUUCUCUUUACAAUAAAAAUACAGUUUUCUUA